AUGGCUAGUCCUGUUCCUCAUUUCGACCGCCACCUCUCUGUCCUCAAGUCUGGAUACCUCUUCUUCUUUUCGGAGCGAAUCCGAAUAGAGGGCCAAUACAUCGAGGAGCUCAAGGCACUGUACAAACGCAUGAAACAGCAAGAUACAGCCCUGGAGAUAGGUAUGGAGUAUAGCCAGGCGCGUGCGGCCUGGCGAGAGGUCCGCGAGAGCCUUGACAGAGAGAUCCAAUCCCGAACCGCAUUCUGUACCGCCGUCAACACGGAUGUGAUCCGACCCUUGCGUGAACUUCGGGACACUCAAGAACGCACACGCCAACGGAUUCAUGAAGAUAUGAAAGAAUCUCAAAGUGCCUACACAGACUGCGCAGAGAACCAGCUCCCGCGUGCUCAGAAGCAAUACCGUCGCAAAUGUCAAGAGGCCGAGGAAUCACGCAUGGCCCCUGCGAUGCCCAUGCCACUCAAUGCACACGCAUCCAGCAACUCUGUCGACCUCGGCCGCCCCUUGUUUUCCCCUAGCCAGGAGGCAUUCUCCCCUCCGCCGUCCUAUGCCAAUUUGCACUCGCCCGAGGGCAACCACACCCACCCGGCUCCUAAUCCCGCUGCCGCCACGAGCUCUACAGGCUUGGUGAACGUUACGUCGCGGGGUGAAGGUCUCGAUCGGGCGAGGUCCCCUCCUCCCCAGGCAGGCCCGCGAGCUGCGAUUCAGGAUUUCACACAGCACAGCAAGAAAGGGUUGAACCAAUUGAAAUCGUUCCUGGAUGGCAAACGUGACGUUGGGGGUUCACUACGUGAGGGUUCAGAGAGGGGAAAUGCUGCGCUGAGGAACGUCAGAGCACGCAGGGAGGCAGAAGAAGCUGAUAAAGAGUACCGACACGUUGUCUACAAACUCGAAACUCUGCGACGAUGGAGAGGGAAUGUCAUUCGAGCUGGGUUCACAAGCCUGGAAACCUUCAUGGUCGAUUUAUCACUUGAAGUUACCAAGGUGCUCCAACGAUACACCGAUACACUCAUUGCAACAGCCACAACAAAUACCCAAUUCGCAACCCAAUCUCAAUCCAUUGUCUCACAAGUUAGCCCCGAACGCGAGGUUUUAGCGGCACAUCAACUCAUCCCAGAGCACAUCUCGCGCGUCUUGCCCAAACGAACGUUAUACCAAAAUUACACCUACGGCGACUCAUUAGACCUAAUCUUUGGGUUUUCGUUGUUGGAUUAUGCAGCCGCGCGUAAUUUGGAAGAUGGGGCCGUCCCAGGGUUGGUUGCCAAAGCUGUCCAAGCCGUGGAUGAACGAGGUCUGGAUUCGGAAGGAAUCUAUCGCAUCUCAGGGAGGCAAGCGGUCGUUCAGGAUCUUAUCCACCGGAUCGAAAGAGACGAGGCAAACUUUGAGUUUGAGAAGACGAUUGACGUAUUCUGCAUUGCCUCGUUGCUCAAACGAUAUCUUCGUGAACUCCCUGAACCAUUGUUCAAGUUUCCGCUCGCAGAACGACUUCAGCAUUCCGCAGGACGCAAAUGGGUUUAUGAUGCUUCGUGGGAAGCUACGACGACUACCGGGUGUACACCAGUCGACAAUGCGGGUGUUAUUGAGCACCUAGCAAGAGUCGCCGCUCGGUCCCAGAAGAAUAAGAUGGAUGCACGCAAUCUAUCGAUCGUGUUCAGUGGAGUGAUUUUUGGCGAAGACGAGAUCCCAAAAGGAAGCUCGGAUCUACUGAACGUGGGGACUAUGAAAGAUACCGUGAUGGAAGAUCUCAUUAAUUAUGCACCUAUGUUAUUUGAUGAGAAUGCGCACACUCGGAUCGAAGGUGUCUCGCCUGCCUCGAGCAUGUUCUUCUACGCAAACGCCACAUCCGGCGGAGACGAACUCCCGGAUUAUGCGGUCUUAAACGCCAUUCCGGUAGGACCAGAAAAGGGCGAAAAGGCAGGGUCGAUAUCUGGACAUUCGGCCAAACCAUCUAUCCAUGAAGAAAGAGGCGGGAAAAUCAGGGAAGGAGAAGGAGAAAGAAAAAGAGCAAGAUCCUGCCCCAAUUCUGUCCUAGUUGUUCGAGAACUGCCACCUGAGCCAGUUGGCGAAGCUCCUGCAAAAAUCGACUACGGCUCUUCGCAUACCACAGUCCGCGUAGGGGAUGCACCGCUCAACUUUUCCCCAACGCUUCCGGAAGUCGACUUUGCACCGCGUUUGCCACCAAGACCCGGAAAAUCAAUUCAUCCAUCCUCACGCGCAGCCGCUCUGAACCCAGACCGACCGCAACAGCAAGAAGGCACGACAGUCAUCGGGAAUGGUCCGCCACCACCACUGCCUGCGCGCGCAGGAUCGGUUGAGGCGCCUGCUCUGCCCCCAAGGAGGCUGGCCAGUGGUGUGCCGUCAUUGGACGUGAGGUUGCCGUCACCUUUACCCGAGAUGACGUUCCCCAGGACUCCGAGUCCGACACCACCACACCCAUAA
Messenger RNA from Rhizoctonia solani, 2436 nucleotides. RefSeq names its product Rho GTPase-activating protein 27. Bases 1 to 2436 code for a protein of 811 amino acids. Gene Ontology annotation, biological process: regulation of GTPase activity; signal transduction. Gene Ontology annotation, cellular component: cytoplasm. NCBI's taxonomy places the organism in Eukaryota, Fungi, Basidiomycota, Agaricomycetes, Cantharellales, Ceratobasidiaceae. The record is from RefSeq and is a predicted model, not a curated record. The transcript is spliced from 18 exons.